Molecule: messenger RNA, 900 nt
Organism: Symbiodinium sp. CCMP2456
Lineage: Eukaryota; Dinophyceae; Suessiales; Symbiodiniaceae
Source: the annotation of a GenBank genome assembly
GCAUCCGCUCAGGACGUCGAGGAGGUGCUCGUGAAGUUGGUGAGGCUUUUGGCGAACAUCGCCAUCAGCCCAGAUGCCGGUGCAACCCUGGCAGCUUCCAGUGCCGUCGUCGACCCUUUGUUGGACAUGUUGGGCGCGAAGAGAAUCAGCGACAGCGAGGAGCUGGUUCUCAACGUCGUGGCGGCCGUCACGAACCUUCUCUUCUACGAUGUGCCCUCGAACAUGCUCUUCCAGGAGGAGAGCAAGCAGCUCCUGUGCAGGCUCUUCAGGCCCCUGCUGCUGGAAUCCUACAACGUCGAGGCCUUGGUCGAAACAGCCCGGGCUCUGGGCAACCUCUCGAGGCAUGCGGACGCCAGGAAAUGCAUGGUUAGUCUCCGGCUUGACGAGAUCUUAGCCAUCCUCCUGGACCACGACGAUCGAGACCUCGUGUUCUAUUCCUGCGGUGCACUCGUCAACCUAGCUGCCGACCCGGAAUGCACGCCACGUCUGACCGGCUCGACACCGGCGGUAGAGAAGCUGGGGAAGCUCCUUGGGGACGCGCCGACGGAUGACCCACUGCUGCAGCUGGUGGCCGUGAAGGUGCUCACAAACCUCUCGCUGGACAGCCAGGCAACCUGGUCCGCUACCGACAUUGAGGCGGUUCGGAGUGCACUGCUGCAGACGAUUGCAGAGAGCAAGGAGCUUGCGAACAUCUCGGAGAGGCAGCAGCUUAUCGAGCUGUCGCAGCAGCUUGUUGGCCGCCUACCGGAGUCGCCGGAUGCCGAUCCCGGGUCUGCAGACGGUGCAGCCAAGGAUUGGUUCUACUGCACUGCCCCAGGUUGUGGAAGGCGCUUCGGCUCCCAGGAAAAGCUUUCGGCGCACUUCGAGCGACGCCACGGUGAGCGCAACGCCGGCGGUUGA